AUGGACACUUCAAACACGAAUAACACAGAAGCCAGUGACAAGAAUAGCAUAGAUACUAACAACACGAAUAGUACAAGCACUGCAAAAAGUAAUGUUAAAGAAACUAGUGGCAAAAACGCUGAUAAAAAAAGGUUCUCGCUACUAACACUGUUUAAAAAGGUGGAUAAAAAGCUGGUGCCACUAUCAGUGGGAGAUAACACAGAUAAAACGAGAGAUCCAAUAAAAAUAUUCGUCGGGACGUGGAACAUGGCGUUUAAGAAGAUAGACCAGAAAAGUGUGAUAAACCAGGUGGAGUGCACGUGUCCGCCAAAUUCAAAAGGAUGCACGUGCCUGAGCCAGUACAACGAUCCGCUGAGAGAUUGGAUAGACCUGAACUACGACAUAUACUUCAUAACGCUGCAGGAGUCAGUGUCGCCGAACUUCUUUAAAAUCAUCACAAAGUACCUGGAAAGGUCGAGUAGAAAGUUGGUAAAAAUAGACCUUAAACACGAUAGAAUCAUGGGAUUCGGAGAAGGAGCGUACGUGUCGAGGAAGAUGACAGUCAUCUCAGCAUGGAUAAACAAGAAGCUGCUGGACGAAGGAUCGGUGAAGGUGGGCUGCUCGAGACAAGUGUACCUGUCGAGCUACAACAGAAGCAAGGGCGUGGUCUGCGUGCAGAUGAAAAUAUACGAACAGAUACUGUGUUUAAUAGGAGGACACAUGCCGUCAGAUUACAUGGAGAGGCAAAAGGCGUGCCAAACAGUGCUGGAGAAGCUGUCGACGAUGUUCGGAGCGAACGAAAGUUUGACCUUCAAGGACGUGUUCCACCAUGUGAUAUGGGCAGGCGACUUCAACUUUAAGCUGAUGGUGGCGCUGGAAAAGGUGGUGGAAAACAUACAAAAAGGAACUCUGGGCCCACUGAUGAAGUACGACGAGUUCUAUCUGGCCUCGUCGUCACUGAAAGACCAGAAGUUCCGAGAGGACGCCAUCACAUUCGAUCCAACAUAUAAAAAGAAGGAAAAUCGCAGCGUGUUAAACAAGGGAGAGGAGGGCUGGUUUAAUAACGAGUACGCAAUAUCGGACGUGAAGUGGUACGGAAACUAUAACACGCAGAGAAUACCGUCCUGGACAGAUAGAAUACUUAAGUGGUCGGACGAGUCUGUGGAGUCAUGCCUACAAAUUGAACCUAAAACAUACAAGCCAGCACUGCCGAAGAGAAAAACAAUGUUACUGAGCAGCGACCACACUCCAAUAUCAUGCGGAUACACACUGCGGCCAGUGAGCAGGAGCCUAGCGCCACCAGUGAAACUUAACUUGGUUCUGGGAACGAACUCAAUACUGUUUGGACCAGGCUACCCGAGCAGAUUCACCUGCAGUUCAGACGCAUACGGGUUGGAAUCAACUAAGUUUCAACUGCCAAAAGACGUGGCGGAUACAAUAAUAAACUCAAACCCAGAAACAACAAGAUAUAUUGAGAUUCCAGAGGAAAUAGGAAUAGAAAGAGAAUUGGUAGAGAGCGCUUUGACACUUUUCGAUGAAAGCCAGAACCUUAAAGUGGGCCUGAACUAUCCAUCAAUCUACUUUGACCUGCAAAAGCAUAUUGCCAAGGAGUACGUAUCAUCUCAAGCGACACUGUCAUCUUUGAACACCCUGAGGGCAGUAACAUACAUUAUUAACAUUUUGAGGUCAUUUGCAAAGCUAUACAGCGCAAAAUAUGCAAACAAAGACUCCGAAGAAGCAAAGUACGCACUGUGCUCAACGAUAGUAUACACGAAGGUGGCAGAUAGUCUGGAAAAAAGCAGAGCGAAGCACCUAGACAAGAUCAAAGCGGAAUCUAAGAGAUUAACCCACAACUUGAACCAACUACCCAGAGUUAAGAGUACUGGAGACAUGUCACUGCUCAUGUCAGCCGCACAUUUUUCAACAAUAAUAACACUUGUGGUUGUUUUAUUUUUAUCCACACAUUUUAGUAUGGUUUGA
Molecule: messenger RNA, 1959 nt
Organism: Theileria orientalis strain Shintoku
Lineage: Eukaryota; Apicomplexa; Aconoidasida; Piroplasmida; Theileriidae
Product: inositol phosphatase
Exons: 3
Coding region: 1-1959 (652 amino acids)
Biological process (GO): phosphatidylinositol dephosphorylation
Molecular function (GO): phosphatase activity
Source: RefSeq, a predicted model, not a curated record